UAAAGAGAGAGCAUUGAGGAACCAGGACUUGAGUACUGAUCAUUUAUAGAAAUUGAACUCAGAACACCAACUGGAGAGACAGCUUGUAGUUGAGAGGGUUUAGUUGACAGUGACUAUAGCAACUACUGACUGGUGGGUUGGAGUAACUAACUAGUCAGGAUGAAAACCCACCUGGUUGUGUCCUGCUGUCUGCUCUCUGCAGCAGUGUGUUUUCUGGAGGCAGAGAUGAUCUCAAUUGAGGGGACAGAGGGCAGUGAUGUCUCCUUCACUUGUUCCCACGGUAACGCCUGGAGCAACAACAAGAAGUACCUCUGCAGGGAUCCAUGCACAGACGACCAAGACAAAAUAGUAACGGUUACAGCAGGUGGAACAGCAAAGAAGGGUAGAAUCUCUCUGAAGGACUCAGGAUCUGGAGACUUCACUGUGACCUUCUCUCAGCUGCAGAGGGCUGACUCAGGGAGGUACUGGUGUGGAGUGAACAUAGUUUGGGAUGUUGAUAAUUACAUUUAUAUACAGCUUCAGGUUCAAGAUGUUCCACCUGGACCCUUUGAUGUAGGGCCUGAAACAACUGUCUCUACAACAUCUCCUCACCUCCCUACAGCAUCUCCUAACCCCCCUACAACAUCUAACCUCCCUACAGCAUCUCCUAACCCCCCUACAACAUCUCUUAACCUCCCUACAACAUUGUCUAAACUCCCUAAAUCUUUUUACGUCCCUACAACAUCGUCCAACCUUCCAACAUAUUCUAAACUAAUUAAAACUUCUCUGACCACUAAGAACCUGGGAGCUGACAAGAUCUCUGGUUCAGGUAUGUUGGUAGUGUAUGCCGGCGUGGGCCUGGUCGUCACGGUGAUCGUGUUGGCCCUGGCCCUGCUGGUGUUCUACAGGAAGUGGAGAGCAGGAAACAGGAAGUCACCAGAGCUCUCUGACUGCCUGGCCCUCGACAACCAUGCUGCAGGACAGGGUGACUGUCUCCAGGGUGACUGUGUGUACAAUGAGAUCAGAAAGGAGGACAGACAGACAGACUCUCUCCCUGCUGGUGCCUCUAGUGUCGCCUCUCCCUCAGCGAGGCCUGCUAGCUGCUCUGCUAGCUGCCCUGCUAGCUGCCCUGCUAGCUGCUCUGCUAGCUGCCCUGCUAGCAUCCUCAAUGACUUGUAUGACAGCGUUAGCUUAGCUAAAGAACCAAGCUACUCUACUGUGAUCUUCCCCAAAGACGCUAUCAAUCCCAGCUGCUCCACUGUGGGAAUCUCCCCGGAUGGUCCUGCCCCUGUCAUCUACUCCACUGUGACACACAGAGAUUCUAGAAUCCUCCCAGCUCCUCCCACUGUGACCUCAGCAAACGGAACUCCAGAAGAUCUUGUGUAUUCUAUGGCCCAGCGACCUGAAGAUGCUGCUGAACCUGCAAGAUUCUCCACUCCUGGUCAGAGCCAAGAUCCUCCAGAGGAAGAUCUUGUCUACUCCAUGGCCCAGUUACCUGAAGACCCUCAGCCCUCCUUGGGUGUCAGUUUCAGAGAGUUGACCCUGCAGUUGUCACACGUAGCUCACCACACACAGCCAGCUCUGCACGCUGCAGCAGUGUGUUUUCUGGAGGCAGAGAUGAUCUCAGUUGAGGGGACAGAGGGCAGCGAUGUCUCCUUCACAUGUUCCCAUGGUAACGCCUGGAGCAACAACAAAUACCUCUGCAGGGAACCAUGCACGGACGACCAAGACAUCAUAGUGACUGUUACAGCAGGUGGAACAGCAAAGGAGGGUAGAAUCUCUCUGAAGGACUCAGGAUCUGGAGACUUCACUGUGACCUUCUCUCAGCUGCAGAAGGCUGACUCAGGGAGGUACUGGUGUGGAGUGGAGAGAAAUGCAGCUGUGGACACUUUUUACGAGGUGCAGCUAACAGUUCUGAACGUUCCACCUGGACCCUCUGGUGUAAGGCCCAAAACAACUGUCUCUACAACAUCUCCUAACCUCCCUGCAACAUCAUCUAACCUCCCUGCAACAUCUCUGACCACUAAGGACCUGACAGUGCUCUUGUGUGUGUGUCCUGCUGGUCCAGUGCUCCUGUGUGUGUGUGUGUCAGGGCUGCUACUGCUGGGAAUGAUCCUGCUGUUAAACUACCUCUGGAAGAGACACAAUAUAUCACCCGAUCCACAUCUCACCAUGACCCCAACCCCAGACCCCACCUACCAACACCUCAACCCUGUCUCCAUGGAUACAGAGCCCACCUACCAACACCUCAACACGAUCACCAUGGAUACAGACCCCACCUACCAACACCUCAACACGAUCACCAUGGAUACAGAGCCCACCUACCAACACCUCAACCCCGUCACCAUAGAUACAGACCCCAUCUACCAACACCUCAACCCUGUCAUCAAGGAUACCUGAGCCACAGUGUCUGAAACCCAGACAAAACUGUCUAAAACACAAAUGCUUCAUAACUGGUCUGUUCUGGGUUCUAUGAAAAUUUAACCAUUGAACUAUUUGU
Molecule: messenger RNA, 2479 nt
Organism: Hypomesus transpacificus
Lineage: Eukaryota; Metazoa; Chordata; Actinopteri; Osmeriformes; Osmeridae
Exons: 10
Coding region: 160-2379 (739 amino acids)
Cellular component (GO): plasma membrane
Molecular function (GO): transmembrane signaling receptor activity
Source: RefSeq, a predicted model, not a curated record